Messenger RNA from Labrus mixtus (cuckoo wrasse), 2854 nucleotides. It is a transcript of the gene ap1ar, whose product is annotated as adaptor related protein complex 1 associated regulatory protein. The record is from RefSeq and is a predicted model, not a curated record. The coding region runs from base 127 to 1041 and encodes 304 amino acids. Lineage: Eukaryota; Metazoa; Chordata; Actinopteri; Labriformes; Labridae. The transcript is spliced from 10 exons. Gene Ontology annotation, biological process: negative regulation of cell motility; regulation of Arp2/3 complex-mediated actin nucleation; negative regulation of substrate adhesion-dependent cell spreading. Gene Ontology annotation, molecular function: AP-1 adaptor complex binding.
AGAAGGAUGAGGAAGUGACUGGGACAGGAGUUGUACUGGGAGAUGUAGCUAACAACACUGAUGCACAGACAGCUGUUUGGAGAUUGUUAGCGUGGCAGCUUGAUAAAAGAAAUAUUUGACAAUGCGAUGGGUAAUUGCUGGGGUUACUGUGUUGGGCUCUUCAGGGGACACGCCAACAGGAUCCAGAGAGGAGGCGGGUCAAAAUACUUCCGAAGCAGUACCACAGGGGAGCAUUAUACAAUAGAGUUUGAAAAUCUUGUAGAGAGUGAUGAGGCUGAGAGCCCACAGCCAUGCCCGAGGCCAAUCAAUGAAGAUGAGAUGAAGGACCUGAACGAGCACCGCUAUGCUGCAAUCUCAGCCAAGCAGAAGCUGAUCGACCAAAGACUCCAUUUGGAAUUAGAGGCACAAGAGGAGAAGUUAAGGCUAGAAGAGGAGGCUAGAAAUGCCGCACAGCGUGAGGCCGCCAGGUUGGCACGUGAGCGCAAAUUAAAGGAGCAGGUGUCGGCCCAGAGGAGACGGGGGAAAGCAGAUGGCUCGAGUUACGAUCCUCAGCAAAGAGAGGCCUGUUCUGGACAAACCUCUGGUGAGGAUUUUGAUGUGUACCUCCAAACUGUAAAAACCCAGUCUGAGGUUUUCAGAAGCAACAGAUUGCCCUCUGACACAAACCUGGUAACUCCCAACACGGAGUGCAGCUGGGACUUCACCAACAAGACCCGCUCCACUAAUGAUGACGGGACCUCACUGGACCUAGAGUGGGAAGAUGAGGAAGGAAUCAAUCGUGCACUUCCAGCCUGGGAGAGGUCUCGGACUGAGGAGGACAUCCUACGUGCAGCCCUGAGGCCCAGCAGCAAGCCGAUUAACAGCGGCCCAACAUCAGCCUCUGAGGAUUCAAAUGCACUGGAGUGGGAAAAUGAUUUUGUCGGCACCAAUCCAGAGGACCAUGCAGACACUGAAUUUGAAGGGUUUAUCAAUCCUGUACUAGACACUCUGUCUGAGGAUGCCUUGGACUGCGGCCUUAGGGUGGAGAACCAGGACAGAUAGUGUUUAGCACCAAAGGAGAUGUUUGUGGUGUCGUCUUCAUCUUAGAGAUCACCAGCUUUUUAUGACGUGGAAUAUUACUAAUUUGCUUUUCAUUUCUGUGAUAAGGGACUGAAGAUGUGUGGCAAUUUUUUAUCAAAUACAAAUUUGAGUGCCUUUUUUUCACUUGGGGACCAUCAUAUGCAUUGUAACUUAACCCAAUCAGUUAUUAUCCUUUGAUGAAGCAAAUCAUUUGGUAAGUUAUAAUAACUUUAUAACAAGUUGUUCUUUUUCAUUUCUAAUCAAGAUAAUUUCCUCUCUAUUUGACCUAUCUUAUCCUUAAGCCCCAAUAAAUAGCCACUGUUCAGUGCUCAACCACAUUUUCGAGGCAAGUGCCUUGAUCAUAGAGAAGAGUGUGUGAACGUCUUUUGGUGUAUGAAAAAAGGGGGGAGGGGGGGGACACACCCAAGCAACAAGAACUCUUCAGCUGCUUUCCCCUGCCCUUUAGUUAUAUUCAGUUUUUGCAUGAUGGCAGAAAAAUAACUAAAUGACAUUAAAGGUUGCAGAUUUAAAAAGUAAAAUGGACCAGACAUGUAAUCCUGGUGCCCACAACGUUGGUAUCAAUUCUCUCACUGACUGAUCGACAUUGAUCUACACCAGGUAAGCCUCUGUGUCAUUACUGGGAAGCAGCAACCUUAAAAAUAGGAACAGGUGAUGUGCUAUUCUGUCAGAGCAUACACUCUAAAAGAAAUCUGUGGUCAUUGCACUAACCCGGCUGGGAUUUGUUUAACUGUAAGGUCCCAUAUAAUGCAGGGUAAUAUGGCCAAUAUGGAACAUAUUAAACGCAAAACUGAACAAUGCCACAUGCUUACAAAUUUCAUUUGAGAUAAUGUUUAAAAAUAAUACAUUUUGCAUUAAAAACAGUACAAACUCCAUUGUUAAUUAUGACAUCCACAUCACAAACAUUUUAAAAUAUUAAGGACAGCAUGUCUUUAUAUGGGCUGAACUGUGAUUAGCACUGUUGCCUAACAGCAGUAAGGCGCUUUGUUUGAAUCCCAGGCCUGACAGGGCCUUUCUGUGUGGCGUUAGCAUGUUCUCCCUUCGCAUGUGUGGGUUCCCUCCAGCUACUCCAGCUUCCUCCCACAGUCCAAAGAUUUGCUCGUUAGCUAAUUGCUGGCUAACUAAUGUCUGUAAAUGGUCAUUUGUGUCCAUGUGUCUGCGCUGUGAUUGACUGGUGACUUGUUCAGGGUCUCUCGCCCAAUGACAACUAGGAUUGGCUCCAGCCCCCGUGACCUAGUAUGGGAUAAGUGGUAUAGACAAUGGAUGAAUGCAAAGACUAAAUAAAUUGAAUUAUGAGUGAGAAUGAGCAGGCCAUGGAUGGCAUGUUCAAAGAUUGUCAGCUUCAGAACACCAUAUCUUUAAGUGUUAGUCACUACUUCUAGAGUGUUUAAUUUCUCUGAAAUACGAGGGACUAACUGCAGAUAUUUCAGUUUGACAUUAUUGAAUUGUAGUAGUAGGAGACAAACCUCACCCAAACCUCAAAUCCCUAAAUGUUCACGCCUCAAAAAAGAGACUUAAUCUUUGCUGGCAUUUGACAUGUCAUAGAGAGGAAUUUAAAGAAUUUUAAUACAUUUGAUUUUCUCUGACAUGAAACAAGUUACUAUUAAGACACAACUUUUGAAAUUAAAAUGAGAUUCACUUAUUCUCUGGUUAUAAUUAAAAUAGCUUGGGUUGAUUGUCUGUUUCAGUUUGGAGAACAUUAAACAGGCAGAGAUGACUGUUGCCAUAACUUUGUCAUGUUUCUAUAAUAAAUUCAAUAUUACUGUAUAUGAUUCCA